This is a messenger RNA of Coregonus sp. 'balchen', 3652 nucleotides long. NCBI's taxonomy places the organism in Eukaryota, Metazoa, Chordata, Actinopteri, Salmoniformes, Salmonidae. The record is from the annotation of a GenBank genome assembly.
GUGAACCAUGUGACCAUAGGGGCGAUGUGAAGAGGGAAUGAAAAAAACUGUUUUACAUAGUUAAACCUAUACAGGUAGUCUACGGUGACAUAUAUCAAAAUAUACCCAUUCAGCCACUAAAACGGCCUUGCUAUCGGAUUUAGUUAGCAGAUUAUUUUUCGGACAUUGUUGGGAGAGGUUUAAUCAUAAACCCGUCCUGACAUUUGAGCCAGUUUCGGUUCACCCACUCACUCGAUUAGGUGAGGCGGCGGAAGCGACCCGUUGUUUUUUUCGCAAGGAGUUGGAUUGAUCCCCGUUGUAUAAAACGAAUAUCAACAUUAUUCGGUGAAAAGGUGUGUAUAAUGUUCUGUACAGCUCUGUCUAUAAUAAAAUCCUAUACUUCUUGUAUUAUUAGAUCGACUAGUUUGUUGCGGGGCAGGUGUGCGGUAUCUCUUUACAUAAAAUGGCUUGGAAGUAUUGGAAAUGAAUUAUGGGGCACAGUAAAUCCUAUACUUUACAAUACUUUUAUAGGGUUUUACUUUUAUUUCGAUAGGAUGCUACUUUCACAACAUUUACUAAGAAUAUUAUUUAUUAAUUGGCAUUUGUUAUCUCAAUGCCCUCCCUCCCCACCUCCCUGAACAGGUGCAAUUGUUCACAUAUCCCACUAGUUUUACUAAGUCAGCCCACCUUAAACGUUUCAUUUGGAAUAAAGGCCUAUAUGUCUCAAACAAAUUAUCCUGAAUGUGCCUUGAAGGAUCUGAAAACUUUUUGGGGAGGUGGUCAUGGUGCUGAAUUAAUCAUAAUUGUAAUUUUGCCUCUGUGGUCAAAUCGACAUUUUAGUCAUUUAGCAGACACUCUUAUCCAGAGGGACUUACAGGAGCCAUUAGGGUUAAGUGCCUUGCUUAAGGGCACAUCAACAGAUUUUUAAUCUAGGCGGCCCGGGGAUUCUAACCAGCGAACUUUCAGUUACUGGCCCAAUGCUCUUAACCGCUAGGCUACCUGCAGCCCUAUCAAUUUCAGGUUGGACAGUUUCUGACAGUCUGACAUUUUUAUAAUAACUUGAUUCAAUCUGUUUUAUUGUAUUGUCAUGGUAUGGGAUAAUUGUUUCUCCUGGGACUUAGAAUAAUUCUAUGAGGAAUGAAGUAUAGAGAGCUGUUAGGAUUUCAUCUUCUCUUGCAUUUUAUGUCACUUUAUGAACCAGACUCAAUAAUAUUGGGAUUUCAAUAGAGACUCAGGCUCAAUGUAGCUCCGUAUGAACUGUUUUUUUUUUCUUUAACACUAUAAUCUUCAUCUCUUUAGAGCGCCCCCUGGGGAGACUGACGCCAGUGUGCUUGUGCUGCUGAGCACUACUCCUGAUGAAAUGGCCCUGACCUGAUGUCCAGGCGUCCCCUUGCUGAUGAUCUACCCUCUCUAGAACCCAUCGGUUUGAGUGGAGAUGGCACUGCUCCCAGACAUGACGGCCUGGCCUGGUCUCCUGGCUGGGAGUGUCCUACUACUGGUCCUGGGGAGUAAUCCUGUCCGGGUUAUGGGUGAGUCAUGCCACCGCCUCUACAAUCCCCCCGUCUUUCUUGUGAAAUAACCCCAUCACCACCACACUGGAUUGUCUCUGACCACAGACAAACAAUCUAUUGUACGACUGCCUGGAACGAUAUGCACAAAAGCACAAAAGCAGGUUGCACACAACAUUCUAGGCAUUAAGCAAUAAAAACUAAAGCAUGCAGUAACAUGCCAACAGGUUGUACGUAUAUUUCGUAAUGUGUGAGAGCUUUGGGUAGGAACCAUUGGUAUGAAAAGCUCGGGCACACCCACUUUUCUUAAUGUGGACGUGAUUUCUCUGAUAGACGUAUGGUAAUACUUAAUGCUCGUAUUUAUAAUGCUUUAUUACUUGUUUUAAAGCACAUAUGAGCCCUUAUAUGUUAUAUUUUACACUGCAAUUCGUCAGUGCACUGAACUGUUAGUCAGGUUCAUUAUGAGAUGAUAGUAAGACGUUAUAAUGGGGGUCGUAUGUGCUUAUAGAACGUUUUUACAAUGCAUUAUAGCUGUACAUUACUCAGCAAGAAACAAUAAAUAAAGCAGCCUUUUAGUGGUUGUUCUGAGUGCUCUGGCAGUAACUCCAACAACAAACUCUUCUGCUUUUCUGGUAAUGGGACAACACUGAACAAUGGCUGCACUUCAAUGCAGACACCUCCAAGCUGUAAUGUCAACUGUAGUUAGUUUGCUACAAUAAACGUAUCUGGCUGUUACUGCUACAGGAGGUUUUUCGGUGUCUCAUUUUGAGCAAAAGCUGUGCCCCUCCCCCAAACAACCUAGCCUUGUUUUUUGUUAUCAAGGUGUACUUUUGCCCUUGGGAGAGUUUACUAUUUUACUAUUUGCCUUAGCCAAUCAUUAACUUUGUUUGAAAUCCCUAAAUGGGCGUUGAAGUUUUCCAAGCAAGACAUCUACCCUGAAUUGAUAGUCAAUAAUCACUUUGACACCGCAGUGACAUGGUAAUAGAAAUAUAGUUAUGCUUUUCCGGAUAGUUCAACAAGUAAAAUUGUUCAGGGGCUGAGCUCCACUGACCAGAGGCAAAGGCCGCAUUCCAAGUCCUCUCCUCCCCCUCUCCUACAUUCAAGUAGUUACUGUGCGGGAUGUCACAGAGUAAUCACAUGGCUGGUGAUGGAGAAAGUGCCUGAACAAAGCACUGGACUUGAGGAACCCAGUGAUCCUAUCGCAUUGCAAUAGGCUAUUAUGUUGUCGAUCUAUCAAUCUAAAAAUGACAUCAACUUCUACCUUUCUGUUUUGUUUCCCCCUCCGCUGUAAAUAAAUUACUUUUAACUGUAUUUAAGUAACUUGAUGUGUUAAAACUUUUGCUUAUUUGUUUAUUAUUUGUUUAUUGGGAUCCGCAUUAGCUUUUGCAGAAGCUGCAGCUACUCUUCCAGUGGUCCACAAAAAAAAACAAAACAUGAAAAGUAACAAAACACUGAUACACUGAUAGACAAGGACAGUCACACAAAUUUAAAAUACAACGAUAUACAAACAAUACAACAACAAAAAAUAACAUAAACAAUACUCAUAUGAAUGCUUGACUUUAGACUGUUGUUCUGGUAUGUGGUCAUGUGUGGACAUGUAGGUUGUUGCCUCAGAGCACCACAACUGUCAUUUUUAUCACCUGCAGUUGGUUCAGUGUGUCAUUUGAAAAUGUCCUGUUUUUCCACAUUGUUCAAUCCUAUUGUGUUAUCCUACAUUGAGCAAAGAGAGGGUGUAUUUGUAUUCUUGUAGCAAACUAUUACAAUGACCUGAGUGGUAAUCUUUAAUGCUUUCUACAGGGGACAACACAACUAAUGGAUUACCCUCUAACACAACUGCCCCAGUGAGUAAACUGCUGCUAUCUUUAUCUCUGUUUCGGUUAGAGGAAAUUAAACCAGAAGUAUCCAGAGCUUUAUUUGUGAGAAUGACUGCUACCCCUGUAUUGUUCUGCCUCUAGGGACCCAACAUUGCAGCUAUUGUGGCCCCGACUGUUAUACUGGGGCUGCUGGCCAUAGCAUCUGCUGUGCUAACGUGGCUUUUCUGCGUGGUGAGGAAGAAGAGGCAGUCUGAGGGGACGUACCGGCCCAGUGCUGAGGAGCAGACAGGGGCCCACAGUGUUGAGACACCAGACGCACUCAAACUGCCCAAGGAGGAGAGACUCAUCUGA